Messenger RNA from Erigeron canadensis, 2608 nucleotides. Its product is annotated as transcription termination factor MTERF2, chloroplastic. Gene Ontology annotation, biological process: regulation of DNA-templated transcription. The coding region runs from base 97 to 1911 and encodes 604 amino acids. Gene Ontology annotation, molecular function: double-stranded DNA binding. Lineage: Eukaryota; Viridiplantae; Streptophyta; Magnoliopsida; Asterales; Asteraceae. The record is from RefSeq and is a predicted model, not a curated record. The transcript is spliced from 9 exons.
AUAAAACCCAGGGUUUAAGAAAAGAAAACACUACCCAAAAGCCCUCUUCUUCAUCCAUCUAGCCCAUCUAGCCGGCCACAUCCCCUCUCACGGCUUAUGUCUAAGCUCACGUCCACAACAAUAGUAGAUAUGUCGGCGCCUUUUCAGGCUCCUAGAAAUUGGAUGGCCACACCGGGUGUUCACUCUCGUCGCCAUUGUUUCUUAUUGUCAUUUCCGGUUCAUUUGGUUUGUCCUUGGUUUAGUAACACACGGGUCGUUGAUUAUUUUUACAAACAAUCACCACAACGUCUGUUAUUGUGUUCAUCUCAUGUUUCUCCUAGUAUUGAAGAUAGUUAUGAAGAUGAUGAAAAGCAGAAAAGAGCGGCGGCGAUAGAGGCUGUAUCGGAUAUUCUGCAGGAAAAUGGAGUUUUGAAGGAGGAGUCAAUGGAAAUCGCAAUGAAAUCACCAAAGUAUUUGGAAAUGUUGAUGGAUGGUGUUGGCGAGUUGGAUGAAAUUCUACAAUCGACCUCUUCGUCGUCUUCAUCUAUUAUAAGUAUUCCGAGUUACAAGAAAAAGGUUUUUGAAAUGGGAAAACAGAAAGGGGACAAGGGUUUGGUUCCUGUUUUGGAGGGUAUGGUGGGUCUUCCUCUGGCUUCUGCUAUACAUAUAGCCCGUUAUCUCUCUGCUAGUUCUAACACCCUUCCUAGUCUCCUUCAAAAGAUCAAGCAUGUAAAGGAACUCUUAUUUUCUGAUGUGGAUGGAAAACUGCCAAUUGCAAGGAGUGCUCGGCAAAUGAUGAUGCACUUAUCAGUAUCUGUUGAUGAGGAUUUGCAGCAGACAUUAUCAUUUCUUGAGAAGAUUCAAGCAAGACGUGGAGGUCUAGAGUUGCUGGGUUCUGGUGAUGGGUCUUUCCGCUACUUGAUUGAAUCAUUUCCUCGGCUUCUUUUGCUUUCUGUAGAAUCCAAUGUGAAACCGAUGGUAGCUUUCCUUGAAUAUGUCGGAGUCUCUAAAGGUUGUAUAAGAAAUAUCCUUUUGUUGUACCCUCCGAUACUUUUCUAUGACAUUGAGAAAGAGAUCAAACCAAGACGGCAGGUUUUUGUGAAGGUGUAUGGAGAAGAUACGGAGUUCGGUAAGAUGUUGUUGAAGUAUCCCUGGAUUCUUUCUACGAGCAUCCAAAAAAAUUAUGAGCACAUUUUUGCUUUCUUAUGUGCAGAAAAGGUUCCGGAACGUAGCAUUCAUCGUGCUGUCAAGAGCUUGCCACUUCUUUUAGGUUGUUCGGUUGGAAAACAGAAGUUGAUGAUUGAUCAAUUUCAUGAAUUAGGUGUCACAGAAAAGAUGUUGCACAAAGUUAUUUCAACUAGUCCUCAACUACUUAUGCAGAAACCACGAGAAUUUUCUCAGGUGGUUUUCUAUCUAAAAGGUCUGGGACUUGAGGAAGAAAGUGUUGGAAGGAUACUUGGCAGGUGUCCUGAGCUUUUCAUGUCGAACAUAGACAAGACUCUCAAGAAGAAGGUUGAAUUUCUUACUGAACUUGGUGUUUCUAAGAGCCAUCUUCCUCGUGUAAUCAGAAAGUACCCGGAGCUUCUUAUAUGUGAUGUGAAUAACUCUUUACAUCCAAGAAUGGAGUACUUGUUGGAGAUUGGUCUAUCCAAGAGGGAAAUUGCAUUUAUGAUACGCAAAUUCUCUCCAUUGCUUGGCUACAGUAUUGAAGAGGUUUUGAGACCUAAAUAUGAGUUUCUGGUGAACACAAUGCAAAAGCCAUUAGAAGAGGUGGUGGACUAUCCAAGAUAUUUUAGCUACUCACUGGAGAAGAAAAUAAAGCCAAGAUUUUGGGUGAUCAGGAGUAUGAAUUGUGAGUGUAGCUUGAAAGACAUGUUGGGUAAGAAUGACGAAGAAUUUGCAGCCGACUACAUGAGUGUACCCUCUUCUUGAAUGGAGGCCUGGAGGUCACUUUAAUAGUUUAUAAGAAAUGAAAUGUCUUCUGAUACACAAGUCUCUUCUUCUGGAUGAACUGGAAUUACAUUCCUGUAUCAUAAUAUGUGUAUAAUCUUAUCACAUAAGGAUGCUCAGUUUUGUGAAUUGAGUUCAAGAAUCUCCAGUGUUUGAGGGGGAAAAUUUUACUAUGGAAGCCGAGUAAGACAGAAUCAUUGUUGAAACCACCAGUGUGGCAUACUUUAGAAGCACGAGCUGACAGACAUAUAGAAUAAUGCCUCUCUGCCAAGUGGACGUCAAACAAGAUUCUCGAUUCUUGUGAAGCUGCUGGUAGAAUGGGUGGAGCUCUAGCUUCUUAAUCUGAUUUGGUGUUUGUAUAAUCACCGCCUUACCGGAUCUCAUGUUUAAUGGAAAGUUUGUUCAACUCACAGAUAUUUGUUCUUAAGAAAAGAACAAAUGAAGAAUAUAUGGGUGAACGGGUGCUUUCCCUACUGGCAUGCAGGUGUAUGUAGGAAGAAUGCUUAUAAGUAUCAACAAACACUAUUUCCUAUUCGGAAUUAGAAAAGUUAUAUAUAAAAAGAGCAUGUCAUGGAAUAGGCAAUAGUAUGAGUUGAAAACUCUUUAGUUUGUCAGGUACUAUAUGGACUUGUCAUUGCAUUUAGUGACAUGAAAUAUAUCUUUCUAUGGACUUGUGAUU